Helicoverpa zea (corn earworm) is the source of this 1966-nucleotide messenger RNA. RefSeq lists its product as uncharacterized. Bases 1 to 1929 code for a protein of 642 amino acids. The transcript has a single exon. NCBI's taxonomy places the organism in Eukaryota, Metazoa, Arthropoda, Insecta, Lepidoptera, Noctuidae. The record is from RefSeq and is a predicted model, not a curated record.
AUGUUACCAAAAAAAUGCACUCAUAUACGUAUCAGAGAUUAUAACGAUUACACCACUGAUGUAGAAAAAUUAAUUAAAUCUAUAGAAGAUGAAUACAAAAUAGAUUUUCGAUCGUUACCGGAUUGGAAGCAUUUAGUGAAACGUUUGCAUGUUGCAAAGACGGAUUGUAAACAAAAACUUCGAGAUGCACGCCUGCGAAAAUCUAUGAUAAUAGAUAAGUUAUAUAUACAGGCGACAAGACCAUCACCCUUUGAACUAUCGUCAGGAUUAUGCAGAACAGCCAGCAAAUGGCGUAAAAUAGAGAUGGAACUGAAAAAACCAAAACAACCUCCGAUUCCCUUAUUAGAUUUAAUGGCUCUAACAGCUGCAAAAGAACUGCCCGAAACUCCUCAUCAGAACACAGAAAUUUUUUCUUCUGAAUUUUCAACUUCCGCUGAAUCGAUAGUUUCUGUGCCGUCAAAAGUUAAUGUAGAGGUCCAAGUGGAGUCACCAGUAGAACCGCCUCGAUUACCAAUUUGUAUUUCUACCAAUGCUCAUAAGUUGUUUCCUUCUCCUGGGUCCAAAUUUAGUCGAAUUAGCUUUAGAUCCAUUUUCUCUGAAACUGGCGGCAGCGUCGUGUCAGAUAGUGAUAAAGAAGAGUGGCAACGUUUAAAACCCACGAAGCGAGUAGUAUGUACUCCGACGCCUAUUGUGCUGAAAGACAACUCUUUGAAAAAACAAUCCGUUCAAUUUACAGUAACAAACUGUACAGGCGAAUUCAUGCAUAUUAGAUUUGAGAAAGUUAUAGAUGAUUCUCAUUUCUUAAAAACGAAGAUAUUGCCUGUUAUUCCAAAACGAGUUUAUCCUGGUAUAUCUGUAGUAUAUAAAUUGAUAUUCACCCUAAAGACUCCAGAUGAAUUUGAAUCGGGCCUAUAUUUUAAAGUUGGUCCAGAUGUUUAUGAUGGUGCUGCUCCAGAAGCCUUUUGUAUCCCAAUCGUCAGUGCAUUUACUAUAUCUCGCUGUGCGAUAAUGCCAGAAUCAAUAACUUUUCCAUCAGUUUAUCCUUGGCAUUUUAAAAGGAAUGAUUUGUAUACAACGACAAAUAUUGAAAUAGCCAUUAACGAUCCUUACACUUACCACUUGCAUAUUUAUAAACGAGUCGUUGACUUAGCCAGGGCAUCAAACCUUAUUCUUUCCAUGGAACCAAGUGGGCCGCGCACCGAGAGUGUCCGUGAAAGAAAAGCAGAUAAAGACAUAGACACUUUAGCAUCUUCAUCAAAAGUUGAAAACAAUAUUGAUUCGCUAACUGUUCAGGAAGCGAUGGCCUUUAUCGCCAACGGAAUCAUCGAGCUUGCUUUAGAUACGUUUAUGUUUGAAUCAACUUAUUUGUAUUUGGGGCCGUAUGAAAAAACGAAAAUUCCAGUGUACUUUACUAAAAUAGAAUGCAUAGGUUAUCACCAAAAUUACUAUGAAUUUGAAUUUAUUGAUCCUGAAACUGAAAUAGUUAAGAUCAGAAAAACCUUAAAAGUCUACGCUGAGAUACUUGCACAUCCAAUAACAAUACAUCCAGUUAUAUUAGACAUGUCUAAAUCGCCAGUUUCUCAUGGCUAUUGUGAAGAUAAUUUCGUAGUCUCAAACAAUCAUAAACUUUACCCAGUUACCGUUAAAAUUAAAUUGACUACUAAAAUGAAGAAGAUGUUCUAUGUGGAACCCAUGGAAGCUAUUAUCCCGGAAUCAUCAUGUGUGCCCUUCGCAGUUAAAUUUUGUUCACGAGACUUCUUGUCGCCUAAGCCUUCGGAAGAUUUAGUUCAUUUUACUUUCAAAGUUAUAGUCCUUGGCUAUAAAGCUGUAUACGAUAAUGUACCGCCAUUCUUUUACGAAGUGAUUGCGCCUUGUGCCGUAGAGUUUAAGAGGGUUUAUAACUCAAAGUAUUUUCAGGAUACUGAAUGACUCACCCAAAAUCUGUAUUUUUGGAAACCAUAGCAAG